Molecule: messenger RNA, 2188 nt
Organism: Pseudocercospora fijiensis CIRAD86
Lineage: Eukaryota; Fungi; Ascomycota; Dothideomycetes; Mycosphaerellales; Mycosphaerellaceae
Exons: 4
Coding region: 126-1622 (498 amino acids)
Biological process (GO): regulation of membrane potential; sodium ion export across plasma membrane; intracellular potassium ion homeostasis
Cellular component (GO): plasma membrane
Molecular function (GO): sodium:proton antiporter activity
Source: RefSeq, a predicted model, not a curated record
UUCGUUGUGAGCUCAAGUGAUGGUCAUUGAGUGGAUACGUCGUGCACGCAUCUCGAGAAUCAUUUCCAACUUGCUCACGCCAAGUCACUGGCCAACAAGCCUGAAAAGGGCUCUGGAAUGCCACCAUGGUCUGGGAACAAAUUGAGCCUACGCCUCCGCACAUCACAUACUUACUGCUAUCAACCUUCUUGAUAUUCUAUGUUCUAUUCACGAACUUUUGGCGAAAUCGCCUACAUUUGAGCGAACCACCCAUUGCACUGAUCUUCGGCAUAGUCUUGGGCCCUUUUGCACUCGGAUGGCUCACACCGAAUUUCUGCAGACAUGGAGAAUGUAUAGAGAACGCAGGUCAGCAGGGAUGGGGAUGGGGAGACGGAGUCGUCCAAGAGAUCACUCGUAUCAUCGUUGGUAUACAAGUCUUCGCUGUCGGCGUUGAACUUCCCAAGUUCUACUUUGGUCGCCACUGGAAAUCCGUCACCAUGAUGCUUGGUCCCGUCAUGACCUUUGGCUGGAUUAUCUGCGCGUUUUUCUGCUGGGCAAUCUUCAAACUAGACAUUCCGACAUCGAUGGUGAUUUCGGCAUGUCUUUCUCCCACCGAUCCGGUCCUGGCCGCUUCCAUUCUUUCCAACAGCCAAUUUAGUACUCGUGUACCGAAGAGACUGCGUGAUAUGCUGGGCGCCGAAUCUGGCUGCAACGAUGGCAUCUCAUUCCCAUUUCUCUACAUCGGCUUGUACCUGCUCGCGGAACGCACUGCCGUUGGAGCUCUCAAAGACUGGUUUACCCUCACCCUGCUCUGGCAAUGUCUUUUUGGAACAGUCCUAGGCCUUGUCAUUGGACUGACGUUCAACUGGAUCCUUCGCUUCAGUGAUGCAAGAGGCUUCAUCGACAAAGCUGGCUUCACAGUCUUCUACCUUCUGCUGGCACUUUUCUGCAUUGGAGUGGGCUCCACUCUAAACGUGGACGACUUUCUGGUUGCUUUCGGCGCAGGAUACGGUUUCGCCAGAGACGGCUGGUUUGCUAGAAAGACCAGGGAAGCAAAUCUGCCUCAUAUCAUCGAUGUGCUGCUCAAUUCGUCGAUGUUCUUCUAUCUGGGCACCAUAAUACCAUUUGGAGCGUAUGGCGAUCUGCUGACGACACCAUGGAUCACACCGGGAAGACUUGUGGGUUUCUUAAUAUGUGUCCUGUUAUUCCGUCGCAUUCCAAUUGUAAUGGCCGCCUACCGCUGGAUUCCAGAUAUCAAGACCCUACGAGAAGCAGUUUUCUGUGGCCAUUUCGGCCCCAUGGGUCUGGGCGGCUUGUUUCUGGCGAUUGAAGCUAGGGCCGUGCUAGAGACUGGAACCAGCACACCGUCCUCGCACCCACCUGUCUAUCACGACCCUUUGACUUCGAAAGAAAAGGCCAUCGAAUCAGUCUGGCCAAUUGUCAGCUUUAUCGUGCUUGGCAGUACCGUUGUGCAUGGCCUCAGUGUUUUGAUAGUCAGCCUGUGGUCCCAUGUCCGAAGGAACAAAUCAAAUCAAGCAGGAAUUAUAGCGGCAGAAACGGAUCCAUUGACGGGAAUGGAGCACGAUGAGGGUGAUGGUGACAGUGCACCGAGUGAGACUGAAAGCGAGCAUGAGCAGCCGUGAAGCAGCUUGGAUCCAGCAGAAUUCAUCACGGCAACACAGACGCUUUCCAAACGUUGUACACCAGGAAAGAUCACGAAGCCCUCAUUAGCGCAACUGGAAUCGUGAAGCCGCCAUCGAUGAUGAAUCAUCAUCUCCAACCCGGCGUGCCUCCGACUCCUCCAAGAUUGGUAUAACCUGCAGCUUGAAGGUGUCCGGAGAUCAUUGAAUCAAGUGGAUUCCAAACCACGUUUGAAAAGCUCUCCGAGGAUGAAAUGCGCUGCGGGAAAGACGGGAGCUUUCAGCAUACCGACGAGGAAUCGAAUUGCGGUUACGAAAGGGGUUUAUGUUACUGACAACAGACUUCGUGAUCGAAUUUAUCUGGACACCACGGAAGGAUCAAGGCAACAAGAGACUGGCUUUGCGCUUCGCUCACUGAGCACCGCAAUUUAGACAAGAGCUAGGCUGGAUGGUCAUGCACAAAUUCAUAGAGAUUACGCUAUAUAUAUCUGUCCUGGCUUUGUACACUCUUCAGCCACCACCUUUGCAGCUCAUCUGGGUAUCUCAUCAAUGUCAGUCAUCAAACACCG